Molecule: messenger RNA, 2283 nt
Organism: Adineta steineri
Lineage: Eukaryota; Metazoa; Rotifera; Eurotatoria; Adinetida; Adinetidae
Source: the annotation of a GenBank genome assembly
AUGGCUGAUGUCACAUGGGAUGAAAUUCGUAAUUUACGUGCUGAUUUUCUUAAUUUACAAUUAACAGAAACAGCUAAUAAAUUAUCUGAACGAAAUUGUGUUGAAUUAAUUGGCCUUUUAGUUAAAGAAGGUUUAUUAAAUGUAAUCUAUACAACCGAUGGAAAAGAUAUUAUUACUGAACAGCGAUUAAUUCGAGAAAUUCUCGAUGAAAUUUACGCAAAUGGAGGUCGUAUUAAUAUUGUUGAUUUGGCUCAACAUCUUCGAAUUGAUUUAACUUAUAUCGAAGGUAAAAUUGGUGAUGUUUGUAAAGAAGAUCCAACAUUACAAUUUACUUUGGGACAAUUUAUAUCUGCUGAUUAUACGAAUCGUUUAGUUGAAGAAAUAAAUGAUAUGUUAGUUGAACGUGGACUUAUACCAUUUAGUGAAUUAAUUCGUCAAUUUGAUUUACCAACAGAAUAUUUAAAUUCAAUAGUUACAAAUCGUAUUAUUGGUUCAACAUCAAAUGGUAUUAAAUUUGAAUCGGGCACUUUAUAUACAGAAAAUUAUGUACGUUUACAACAAAAUAUUCUUAUUGGCUGUCUUCAAGCAGCAUUUUUACCUGUACGUGUUAAUGAAAUAAUUAAAACAACACGUGUCAAUGAAAAUCUUAUUCAAAGUCUUAUUGUUAAUUUAAUUCGUGAUAAUCGAAUUAAUGGAAAUCUUCUCGGAACGACAAAAGAAAAUUCUAUUUUUUAUCCAAAAGUAUAUACAGAUGCUCAAGCAAAAUAUAUUGAAUCAUUUUUUACUCAAAAUGGUUAUAUUGAAUAUUCACUUGUACGAAAUCUUGGUGUCAAUGAUCCUGAAGGACAAACAAAAUUAGUAUUAAAAGAUCGAAAACAAAUACUUUUUUUAAUAUCUGGUUGUAUUGAUUUAUUAAAAUUUUUACCACAAUUAGAAAUGAAUAUUGAACAAGGUUUAGUUACAAAUGAAUAUGUUGAUAUAACAACAUUAAUGCCAAAUAGUUUUAAUGAAAAUGAUAUUGAAAAAUUAUUUAAAACAGAAUUAUCUCUCAAAGAAUUAAUUAAAUCAUCAGGUGGUGAACUUAUUUCAAAUACAUUUAUUCUUGCAAAAGAAUUACAAGAUAAAAUUGAUAAGAAAUUAAAUGAUAUUUGUCAAGAAUAUGCAGAAAAAGAAUCAGCGCAAUGUACUCCACAGAUGUAUGCAGCUGUUCUUCAAGGUAAUAUUGCAUUAGCUAGUGCAUCAUCAAAAGGUGCGACUGCGAAAAAACCUGCUGCUGCAGCUGGUAAACGAAAAGGUGCAUCGAAAGUUGUUGAAGAAAGUAAUUCUAAUCAAGAAACAAUUCCAUUUGUAAGUAAAGAUGAAAUUAAAUCUCAAAUUCGAUCGAUUAAUGAAGAAGUACCUGAUGAAAUAAUUGAUUUAUUAACUGAUAAUCUUUAUAAUAUAAAAAGUCGACAAUAUCUUGAUUUAUUUGUUCAACGUGUAAAAGAAAGUUUUGUAUUAAAAGAUAAUGAAACAAGUAAUGAUACAACACGUAAGAGUGAAAUAAAAAAUGUACAAGAAUCUAUCAAACAAUUACAUGGAAAUAUUUGUAUAUUUUCACGUGCAAUUGAACACUUAACUACAGAAAAUGAAACAGCUCUUGCUGAAACAUUACAACGACAUUUAAUUCGUUCACUUUGUGCUGAUAUGUGCGAUAAUAUCAUAAGAGAACUUGAUACAUCAGCAAGUUCAAAAACAGGACAAUUAAGUAUUGAGGAGCGAAAUAAAAUUAUUCAAAAAAUGUCCGAACCAAAUCGAAGUCAUCUAUCAAAAGUUAACGAAUCAUUAAAUGGCAAAAAUGUUGAAACUACAUUAAGUCGACUUGAAGAUGCUGCAAAUGAAUUACUUCAAUUAUCAUUAAAACGUCCAACGAAAAAAAAUGAAAAAGAUUUAACAUUAGAUAUUCGAGAAAAACUUAAAGCUAAAUUAACUGAUGAACAAGAUCCUGCAAUGAUUCUUCAUUUAGCAAUAACUCUUCUAUUUUACGGUAUUCAUGCUGGUCGAUUUGUUCAUGCACCAGGUAAAGCUGUACCAUCAUUAAUUAAAUAUCUAUCAAAAAGCCUUCCAAAUAACAUCAAUCAACGAUUACAAGAAAUGCAAGAAUAUGUUAUUCAACAAUCAACAACAGGAACAUCAUCAACACAAUUAUCAAAUGAAAAAAUUGAAUUUAUCAAAAAAUUAGGUUUAAAUGCAAAAGAAAAUAUGUCAUUGACAGCACUUGCAAAUGAUGCGCAUGAAUCGUAA